AUUUCUUCUGCAGUUCUGUACCACCUUCCUGCCUGAUCUCAAUAAUUCUCUUUAAAAAAAAAGAAUAUCUUUACUCGAAAUAUAAUUUUAUUUUUAAUUCUUUUGGGUUAUCUUUUUAAUGGUAAAUUCUUUGCGAGUCAAUUUGCAAUAUAAUCAAACCUAAACACAAUGGCGGAAGAGUCGGAAUAAUUCAGUGAACACCUUUCAGACACGCGAGGGUUCUUGUAAUCGUCGGUAAAAUGUUCACAAACGGUGAAAGGAAUCAAGCAAACGGAUCCAACAACGGGGUAGAGAAUGACAAGCAUCGGCUCAGCUGCGAAUUCAAGGUUUGGUUAAAGAAAAACCUAGGUCAAUCUCCAGCUGUACAGAAAUCAAUCUGGGGAAAGCUUAGAUCCUCAGUGCCUAAACCUCAGUGCCUAAACACAAGAAACACUACUUCGUCAAGCAAUUCCAGAAACGAAGAACAGGAAAUAAAUUCAAAUGGAACGACGAUCAGUCAACACCAAAACACUAGCACUGAGGCAAACUCAACGUCGAAUAACACAGUGGUCCCCCGAGAGUUUUCAAAGCCAGAACCUCCACCCACUGGCGGAGUGUUUGAAAACGAGGUAUUGUCCAUGUCAAAUUUUCUCCGCAAGCAAAACGAGUUAGAUUUCAAAGCCAUUGGCAUUAUCGGAGUUGGGGGUGUUGGGAAAACGGCAUUAUGCCAGAAAAUUCUAGCAGACCAACAGGUGAGGAGCCAUUUCGUCCCAAGGGUCUGGAUAUCUAUGUCGAAAGAAGAGAAAGGAGAGGACCCAGAUCCAAAGACUGCAAUCGUGAAACGACUCUUGGAGAAUCUAGGAGCCGAAGAAAACGUGGUGAAAGGUGAGAAUGAUAUUUCAAAACUACUAUACGCACUUCAUUUGCAGUUGUGGGGGAAGAGAUACCUGGUGGUGCUGGACGAUUGUCGAGAAUCGGAUGGGUUGAAUGAAAGAUUCGAUAGCGUGAUAGGGGGGAAGAAAUGGGGAGAUCAACUUUGUUUAGGGUUUCCAAAAGGGUAUGGAGGAAGAGUUAUAGUGACGAGCAGGAGCAGAGAAGUGGCGAAGAGGCUGGUUGGGGAAGAGAAUUUGCAUGAGCUUCUGCCACUAAGGGAUCCAGGGAGUUGCUGGGAAAUCUACGAGGAGGGAGUUAGGGAAGAAGGAAGCGAAGUUGGGGUUUGUUCUAAUGAAUUAAAGGAAGAACUGAUGAAGAAAUGCGGUGGUUUGCCGAGAGCUGCAAAAGCCAUGGGGAAAAUCAAGGGUCGACAGCUGAAAACCACCGUCACCGCCACCGCCACCGCCACCGCCACCAACCACUUUGUUGUCUAGGGGUACUUUAACCUCUUUCUUUGAAUUUCGAUUGUAUCCCAAAAAAAGAAAACACAGAACACACCAUGUUUCGGCUUUUUGAUCCUGUAUUCUGUAAUAUAUUCUUAAUAUUACCUUCUCCCUAGAACAAGGUAAUGAGAAAGUCUAUUAAAUAAUUCAUAACA
Carica papaya (papaya) is the source of this 1510-nucleotide messenger RNA. Its product is annotated as putative disease resistance protein At5g45440. Gene Ontology annotation, molecular function: ADP binding. The record is from RefSeq and is a predicted model, not a curated record. Gene Ontology annotation, biological process: defense response to other organism. Lineage: Eukaryota; Viridiplantae; Streptophyta; Magnoliopsida; Brassicales; Caricaceae.